CAUCGAACAUUCUGUUACAGAAGUGCAACACUUAUUCCAAUCUAACAACAUGAAACCAGUGGCAAUGUUCGCGUGUCUGAUCGUGCUGAUCUUUACUCUGCAGAACGUACAUUGUGCCUGUCCUUAUGCGCAUCCCUACCCGUACGACGUGUGUGGACCAAACGAAGAGUACCAAACGUGUGGUACCGCUUGUCCUAAUACUUGUGCCGAUCUGAACGAGCAACAGAAACCGUGCACCAAGCAAUGUGUUCAGGGAUGCUUCUGCAAACCUGGGUUUGUUCGAGAGUCUAAGGAAGGCAAAUGUAUUCCGAAAUGCUCCAAUGAAAACAUGCCCUUAUCAAAAACAAGUACAGCCAUACUGUUCGUUCGAUUGGUUACACCUUGUUUGUAUUUACGUGUUAACAUUGGCUCGAAUCCAGUAAACCACAUCAUGGAUCGAAUGGAGAACUUCCGAUAUAAAAAUGCUGCUUUCGGAUACAUUCGAGCUGUGAGCCGAAAGAGACAUGUGAAGGUGAAAACGAACAAUACGAAAAAUGUAUCCCUAAGGAACCGAUGA
Anopheles gambiae (African malaria mosquito) is the source of this 556-nucleotide messenger RNA. RefSeq lists its product as uncharacterized. The transcript is spliced from 4 exons. Bases 50 to 556 code for a protein of 168 amino acids. NCBI's taxonomy places the organism in Eukaryota, Metazoa, Arthropoda, Insecta, Diptera, Culicidae. The record is from RefSeq and is a predicted model, not a curated record.